GAUUUAGCACAGAUCUUCAGUUUAUUCUCAAGUUUCGCUGCUCCGUUUUCCAAGUCCUCGGUGAUCUCUCUCCGUCUCAGAAUCCGUUGUUAAUUUGGAGGCUAGAACUUCGAAGAAUCCGUCUCAGGUUUUGGCUACUCCAUUCUCCUAGUCCUCCGUGGUCUCUCUGUCUCAGAAUUCGGUGUUAAUUUGGAGGCUAGAACUCCGAAGGUCAGUAACUAAUCUUGUUUGGAGGCUAGAAUCCAUCUCAGGUUUUGGCUGCUCCGUUCUCCUAGUCCUCGGCGAUCUCUCCCGUCUCAGAAUCCGGUGUUAAUUUGGAGGCUGGAACUCCGAAGGUGGCAACAGACAUUAGUUCAGGGUGUUUCUUUGAUUUGUGCUCUUUUCUUACCCAUCAGAGAUUUCCUUUUUUUUGCAAACUGAUCAUUGAUGCAGAGAAUUUAAUUCCCUUUAUUUGGUACCAGUAAGUCAGUUACACUGAAGACUAGGCCACUGCAAAAUUUCACAUCAAUUUGAAUAUUUCAUUAGUGCAUUUAGGGUGCCAACUUUUGUUUUUAAUGGUGCUUGAAAAGAAGCUACAACAUGGCCUUAUUUAGGAUAUUAGUAGAUGCUUCCAUAAGUUGAAACAGUAUUGAAGACCACCAGAACAUUUGAGCAAUGAACAGCAAUUGGGUUAUGGUGGAUAUAUAAGCAACUUGCUUCUUCCUUGGCUUGAGAUACUGCCUGAUGCAGCCAGAGGGGUCAUGUGCAAGAGAUGAAAUGACCAGUAGUGUAGGUUCCUCUUUGGCUCAAUUUCUUCAUCUCCUCGUCUCUUCGAAUUCUUAGCUUCAAUAGCUUUCCUGAGUCGACAUGAACUUGAAGCUAUUGAUAUCGAGGGAACAAUUAAACAAGGUAUCAAGAUUUAAUGGAAGAUUACAUUCUGCAUGCCCAAGUCAUUGCAAAAGUUUUUCUACCAUUACAUCUCCGGCUUCUACUUCCUGUUACUCUCUGAGCAAAGAUCAUGGCUCUUUUCUGCCCCGAAUCUUUAAGACCCAGAAAGUUGCUGGGUCUUCUGGUAGAUAUUUUCAUUCAACUCAAGUUGUUAGGCUAAGUCGAGCCAGCAUUGACUCGAAAAUUAACUCCAAUGACUUUGAGGGCGAUGAUGGAACCAUGAAUGAAUUUUUAUCACGGUUUGUUUGGAUAAUGCGUGGGAAACUAUCUGAAGCGUACCCAAGAUGUGAUAAGGAGACAAUUAAUGGGAUGCUUUCCAUUAUUGUUGCCAAUGUUGUGGAUGAGAUGGAAAAGGGUGGGAUUGAGAAGAGGGUUGGUGCGGCUGCUAUGGUUACACUGUCGCAGGAUUUUAGUCAAGAUUUAUGGGGAACGGUAUGGGAAGUGAGUAAUAGGGUGUUGCAGGAUAUGGAGAAGGCGAGGAAGAAGGAAAAGAUGAAGAAAUUUUUGCAGUCUGAGGAAGUAAAGGAAAUGUAUCGAUUUGCUAGUGAAGCUGGUAUUCGUGGAGAUUUGUUGAGGGAGCUAAGGUUCAAAUGGGCUCGAGAGAAAAUGGAGGAAACUGAGUUUUAUGAGAGUUUGGAACGCCUUAGGGAAGAAGAGCAGGCCGGAGAGAAAGAAGGCAAGGCGAUGCAUGUAGAGGUUAAUGCUGAAGAGGCUGUUGUAACUGAGGAUAAACAUGAUGUUGUAUCUAUAUUAAAGAGAAAAGGAAAGAUCAGGUACAAGACAUAUGGUCUUGAUUUAUCAGAUCCUAAGUGGGUUGAAGUGGCUGAUAAACUCCAUGAGGCAGAGGAAAUUAUUGUCCCAAAGGAGCCAAAGCCAAUAUCUGGUAAAUCUAAAAUUGUUAUGGAGAAAAUCCUUUCAUUGAGAGAGGAAGAUGACCCUUCUCCACUACUAGCUGACUGGAUUGAGCUUCUGCAACCUAGUCGUGUGGAUUGGAUCACUUUGCUUGAUAGAUUGGAGCAAAAAAAUGCUGGUCUAUACCUAAAGGUAGCAGAACGUUUGUUGGAUGAAAAAUCUUUCCAAGCAAACAUUCGUGACUACACAAAGGUUAUUGAUGCUCAUGCUAAUGAGAACCACAUAGACGAUGCUGAAAGAGUCCUAAAGAAAAUGGGUGAAAAUGGUAUCUUUCCUGAUAUUUUAACUGCAACACUUCUUGUUCACAUGUAUAGCAAGGUUGGCAAUCUUGAUCGCGCUAAAGAAGCAUUCGAAAACUUGAGAAGCUUUGGCUUCCAUCCAGAUCAGAAGGUCUACAACUUGAUGAUCUUGGCCUAUGUCAAUGCUGGCCAACCUAAAUUGGGUGAGUCAUUAAUGAGAGAGAUGGAAGCAAGAGACAUCAAACCUUCAGAGGAGAUUUACUUGGCAUUGCUUAGGUCUUUUGCCCUAAGUGGUGAUGUUGGUGGAGCUGGACGAAUUGCAACCACUAUGCAGUUUUCAGGGUUCCAACCAACUUUAGAGUCUUUCACACUGCUUGUUAAGACAUAUGCACAAGCUGGUGACCCUGAUCAAGCUAGACGCAAUUUUGACCACAUGAUGAAACUUGGAUUCAAACCCAAUGAUAGGUGCACUGCUAGCAUGAUUGCAGCAUAUGAAAAGAAAAAUUUAUUGGAUAAGGCUUUAAAUCUUCUAUUGCAGCUGGAGAAGGAUGGUUUUGAGCCUGGGGCUGCUACUUAUGCUGUCCUUGUGGAUUGGUUUGGUAAAAUGCAAUUGGUUGAUGAGGCGGACCAACUGUUGGGCAAGAUUGCUGAGCAGGGUGAGGUUCCUCCUUUCAAGAUUCAUGUGAGCCUCUGUGAUAUGUACUCAAGGGCUGGAGCUGAGAAGAAAGCUCUUCAGGCUCUUGGAGUUCUUGAAGCAAAGAAGGAGGAAUUGGGGGCCCAGGACUUUGAGAGGAUCGUAAAUGCCCUCAUAGCAGGUGGUUUUAUGCAGGAAGCUAAAAGGCUAUAUGGUAUGAUGGAGUCUCAAGGCUUUGCUGCAUCAGAUCAACUAAAGGUAGCCUUAAGGGCAUCUGAAACUUUCACCUGGCAAAGACCAAUCGCAAGAUAAACUGCAUGGAUUUUAGGCUGCAAUUGAACAUCAAUGAGAUUGCUGAAUAGUCAUGAAGAAUUCUUAACACAUUGAGCAGUAAGUGGAUGCAAUUUAGGAACAGAUUAGAACCUGCAGUGUCAGCUAAAGCUAGUUUCUGCUUACAAUUUUUACCUUGGCUUCCAAGCCAAUGAUUGUUUCCUUUUGUUGGAUGACACUUGACUAAUCUUUCAUAAUAAUCACUUGAUAGAUGCAGGUUUCUUCUUCCUUUUAUGCCAGUCUAUUAUAUCUUUUAUCUUCUACCAUGUUAAAAAUAAAAAUAGAUGGCUGAU
Molecule: messenger RNA, 3335 nt
Organism: Rubroshorea leprosula
Lineage: Eukaryota; Viridiplantae; Streptophyta; Magnoliopsida; Malvales; Dipterocarpaceae
Source: the annotation of a GenBank genome assembly